Cydia splendana is the source of this 6235-nucleotide messenger RNA. It is a transcript of the gene osa, whose product is annotated as trithorax group protein osa. Gene Ontology annotation, cellular component: SWI/SNF complex; nucleoplasm; nBAF complex. The record is from RefSeq and is a predicted model, not a curated record. The transcript is spliced from 19 exons. Gene Ontology annotation, biological process: regulation of transcription by RNA polymerase II; chromatin remodeling; positive regulation of DNA-templated transcription. The coding region runs from base 704 to 5965 and encodes 1753 amino acids. NCBI's taxonomy places the organism in Eukaryota, Metazoa, Arthropoda, Insecta, Lepidoptera, Tortricidae. Gene Ontology annotation, molecular function: nucleosome binding; DNA binding.
GAACUUGUCACAAGCUAACUGCGCUGAGGUUGGCUACACUGUAGUAACUACGUGGUCGCAAGAGUACGAAAAUGUAAACAUGCACAAACAUUUUUUGAUAUUUUUCCAUUAUUGGAGUUAUAAUAAACAAUUUACCCUCUAAUGAACUAUAUUUAAGAAAAAUAAUUCAAGUGAUAUAUCAAAAAAUAUCUAUUUAAGCGAAGUUUCGACAUCAAUUUAUUUUCUGUAACCGUAGUGAAUAUAGGUGGAAGCGUCGUCAAGCGCUGUAGAAAUUUCAAGUCCGUUUAAUGGCGGACGCCAAUAAUUUGGAAGUUUCGUGAUUCUAUUGUUCUGUUUUCAAGUAUUUCAAUCGUUUAUUGAUUCGGGAAUGAGUUUUGUUAUUAGUGAUCGCGCUCAAAGUGUUUCAAACGUGAAAGUGCUAUGAAAUGUUCUGUUUUAACGUGACAAAAGCGCCUACUAGCUAUGUAACCUUUUCCCUAACCUCGUUUACGCCAAUGGAGUAGAUAUGUGAUCGAUGUGUGUGCGUCGGUGAACGAUUUUUCGUCCGUUUCGCGUUAUUCUGUGCGAAGUUAUUCGGGUUAUUAGUGAUGGAAGUGUCCGCGUCGCGGUUUUGCAAUCCGACGCCCGAUUUCGACGUAACGUAAGCGAGCCGGUCGAUCGCUAGAGCCGAGUGUAAGCAGGCGGCCGUCCGCCACCAGCCGACAUGGCUGCAACGCAGGCCGAGUCUCAGCGUAGCGAUACGAACGUAGAUCAGACUCCAUCGGAACAGCUCAGUGAAUCUCGGAACGCUCUAUUACAAAACGGCACCGACAAGUCCGUCGGGCGCGUUCCGCCCGAUGGCGUCGUGAACACAAAGAGUAAAUCGCCGAUGUCAGGCGAGCCGGGGCCGCCACGAGACGGCGGCGACGCGCCCGGUCACGACCGGAUCGCAGACCGACCGCCGGGCGAUCUGUACGGUCAAUAUAGGUAUCCGGAUGGCACGGAUCCGUACUACGCGCAGCGGCCGGGAUUCGGCGGGAAACCGCGCGGUCCGCCGCCGCAGCAGCGCUUCUUCCCGGGGCAGCCGACAUCGCAGGCGCCGGGACCCACGCCGACGCUCAACUCGUUGCUACAGUCGAGUGGUGCGCCGCCACACCGCUACCCUAAUAGUUACGAGCAGCCGCCGGCGGGCUACGGGCCUGGGCCUGGUUGGCCUCCGCCGCGGCCCAUGCCUCCCUAUAACCCUCAAGCUAAUCCCUAUAGGAAUUCAACGCCACCGCGAGGCUUCGGCGGGCCUCCGUACGGCGCGGGCGCCCCGGGGGGCCCUCAGCAGCCCCCGGCUGGCUACGGGCCUCCAGGGUCCUAUCCUCAGCGGUAUCCACCGCCUCCCGGCCCACCGGGAGCACCCAACUCCAGGCCGCCGUUCUCCUCGCAUCCGGGUUACGAGAGAGGCGGUUCGCCUCAGCCUCCUUCGCAGCCGCCGGGCGCGCCGAGCCCCGGAGCGCCGCCGAGCGCGCCCGGCGGGAUGUCCCCGACGCAAGACUCGCAGCACCCGCCACACCACCCGCCCCACGGGGCGCAGCCACCUCCUCAGCACCAGGGUUACCCACCACCGCCGAGGCCACCUCAGCCGUCCACACCAAACGCACACGAUCCUGAUUCGGAUCUGACCGGUCAGAACAGCAAUGACUCGGGCGGCAGCGGAGGCGCGGGGCGCGCUUCGACGCCGCACCUGAGGCCGACGCCCAGCCCCACCGGCUCCAGCGGAUCCCGCUCCAUGUCACCGGCUGUCGGUACGCAGAACGUACCGAUGCCGCCGCGGCCGUCGUCUUCCCUGUCGGACGGCAGCGGGCCCACGUCGCGCCCCGGCGGCGCGGCGCCCGGGCCGGCGCCCAGCCCCGUGCCGCCGCCGGGCGCCAUGGUAGCGCAGCCCUACCACCACGGCUACAAGCCCUACCCGCCGCAGCCCUACGGCUACCCGCCGCGGAACCAUCACCCCUACCAGUACGGGUACCGGCCGCAGCCGCCGCACCCGCAGCACCCGCCGCCUCACCCGCCGCAACAUUACCCGCCGCUCAAACAGCAGCAGCCCCGGCACAUGGGCCCGCCGGGGCCGGGGCCGGGGCCGGGGGCGGGCUCGGGCUCGGGCCCGGGCAUGGAGGGCGCCAUGCCGCCGCCCACGGUGCCGGCGCCGGCGCCGGGCGGCGAGGCGCACGACAACGGGCCCGCGCCGCCCGCCACCGCGCUCGUCACCACCGGGCCCGACGGCGCGCCGCUCGACGAGGGCAGCCAGCAGAGCACGCUCAGCAACGCCUCCGCAGCGAGCGGCGAGGAGCCGGUGGGCGGCGGCAAGGCGCGCAAGGAGUUCGGGCUGGGCAGCGCGGCGCCGUCGCCGUCGCCGGGCGGCGGCUCGCACUCCUCCGCGCACGACGACUACGACGCCUCGCCCUCCUCCUGGCCGCGCCCGCCCUCUAGUCCCGUGUUUAACAGUCACAUACAGCCGGAGUCCUACAGAUCAAAGAAGUCGGACUCGCUGGGCAAGCUGUACGAGAUGGACGACGCGCCGGAGCGGCGCGGCUGGGUGGAGCGCCUGCUGGCCUUCAUGGAGGACCGCCGCACGCCCAUCGCCGCCUGCCCCACCAUCUCCAAGCAGCCGCUCGACCUCUACCGCCUCUACCUGCUGGUGCGCGACCGCGGCGGCUUCGUCGAGGUGACGAAGAACAAGACGUGGAAGGACAUCGCGGGUCUGCUGGGGAUCGGCGCGUCGUCGUCGGCCGCGUACACGCUGCGCAAGCACUACACGAAGAACCUGCUGGCGUACGAGUGCCACUUCGACCGCGGCGGCAUCGACCCGCAGCCCAUCAUCAACCAGGUCGAGGCCUCCACCAAGAAGAAGGGCGGCAAGUCCAACACCACUCCUACACAAGCAGGGUCGGGCAACUCGCAGGAGUCGUUCCCCGGCGCCGGCGCGGCCGCGGGCGCAGGCGCGGGCGGGCCGGCGGGCGGCAUGGACGGCUACCCCGCGCAGUACCCGCCCUACCCGCCGCAACCCAACACCAGCCAAGGCGGCGGGCCGGGCGGGCCGGCCGGCGACAACCUCGCCGCCUCCAACCCGUUCGACGAGCCGCCGGGGCCGCGCCGACCCCCAGGUUACCAACCUGGGUACGGAUAUGAAUACGGGUCACCUUACCAGUCCACGAGGCCGGUAUAUCCACCUUACGGCCCCGAAGGGGAUAGAGGAUACGGUGCCGGCAGCGAGUACCGCUACGGCGGGUACGCGUACCGCGGCGCGGCGCCGGGCGCGGCCACGCCGCCGCCGCAGCCCUACCCCGACUACUACCGCCAGCACCCGCACCCGCACCCGCCGCACCCGCACCCGCACCAGCAGCCGCCGCACCCCAGCCACCCGCAGCAUCCCGCGCAUGUCGCGCACCCGCCGCCCAACCAGCACGAGAUGUCGGUUGGCGGCGGCGGCGGCGGCGGGGGUAUAAUGAGCUCGCAGCUCGCGCGGCAGCUGGUGGCGCCGCUGCCGGCCGCGCCGCGCGCCUACCAUGUACGGAGACGGACCGUUUGUACCACGCACUCCACCACGCUUCCGACAUUGGCGACCGGUUCAUCCGCACACACCCACGUCCCACAAGAUCCCCCGCGACUGUGUUUACCCCUAUCACCUCUUUACGGGGCGGGCAAGCCCGGCAUGGGCCCGGGGGCGCCGGGGGGUGCGGGGGCCUCGGGGCCGGCGGGGCCGGCGGGGCCGGCGGGGCCGGCGGCGGGCGCGCCGCGGCGGCACCCCGACUUCGCCAAGGCGGACGGCUACGCGGCGCCGGGGGCCGGCGGGGCCGCGCCGCCCGCCCCGGCCGCGCCGCCGCGCUUCCCCGCCGCCUGGCCGCCCGGCCCCUUCCCGCGCCAGCAGCCGCCGCCCCAGCAGCCCGCCUGGCGCCCGCAGCAGCAGCCGCCGCAGCCCUGGCCGCCGCACCAGCCCUACCCGCACCAGGGUCAGGCAGGGGCGGCGUGGGGCGGCACGCCGCGGCCGCCGGCGGAGUCCUACCCGCCCGGCGUCGUGCCCUCGCCCGGACCCCCCAGCAUGAGCCUCCCGGGCGGGCAGCUGAAGCGCGAGAUGACGUUCCCCGCCGAGUGCGUGGAGGCGACCGCGCCCGCCGGCGAGAAGCGGCGCCGCCUCACCAAGGCCGACGUCGCGCCCGUCGACGCCUGGCGCGUCGUCAUGGCGCUCAAGUCCGGCCUGCUCGCCGAGACCUGCUGGGCGCUCGACAUCCUCAACAUCCUCCUCUUCGACGACAACUGCAUAGGCUACUUCGGCCUCCAGCACAUGCCCGGGCUGCUCGACCUGCUGCUGGAGCACUUCCACCGCGGGCUGGCGGAGGUGUUCGACGCGCCGCCGCCGCCCGACGCGCCGUGGUACGCGGCGCCCGGGGCCGCCUCGCCCGCCGCGCCGCCCGCGCCCGCCGGCGCGCCGCCCGACCCCGCCCACCGCGUGCGCGUGCUGGCCGGCGAGAACUACACGCUGGCGGCGCGGCGGCGGCGUGCGCACGUCGCCUACCGCGCCGAGCCCGACGCCGCCGCCGCCGACCUGUUCGCGCCCGAGCCGCCCGACGAGCCCGAGGACCGCCACGACGCGCUCGAGCCCUGGCAGCUGGCCGACCACGUCAUGCCCUGCUUCCGCGCCGAGUUCCUGCCGCUGCCCUUCGUGCGCGUGCUGCCCGGCGAGCGUGCGCCGUCGCCGCCGCCACCACCGCCCGAGCCGCGCGCCGCCUCGCCGCCGCCGCCCGAGCCGGCCGAGCCCGCGCCCCAGCCCGCCACGCCCGAGGAGGACCGAGACAACCUGGAGGCGGAGCCCAUGGAGCUGGAGGUGGAGCGGCGGGUGACGCUCGCCGUGCGCGACCCCGCCGGCGUGCUGAAGCGCCGCCGCCUGGAGGACUACGAGGACGAGUGCUACACGCGCGACGAGCCGAGCCUCAACCUAGUUAGCGAGAGCCGCGACGCGCUCGCGAAGCGCUGCAUAGCUCUGUCCAAUAUUCUGCGAGGGCUGACGUUCGUGCCGGGCAACGAGGCGGAGUUCUCGCGGUCGGGCGCGUUCCUGGCGUUGGCCGGCAAGCUGCUGCUGCUGCACCACGAGCACGCGCCGCGGGCCGCGCGGGCGCGCGCGUACGAGCGCGCCGCGCGGGACGAGGCCGACCAGGACGCGUGCUGCUCGUCGCUGCGCGGCGAGGGCGAGUGGUGGUGGGACGCGUUGGCGCAGUUGCGCGAGGACGCGCUCGUGGCGUGCGCCAACAUCGCCGGCUCCGUGGAGCUGCAGCACCAGCCGGAGGCGGUGGCGCGACCGCUGCUGGACGGGCUGCUGCACUGGGCCGUGUGCCCGGCGGCCGUGGCGGGCGACGCGCCGCCGGCCGCGGCGCCGGGCUCCCCGCUGUCGCCGCGGCGGCUGGCGCUGGAGGCGCUGUGCAAGCUGUGCGUGACGGACGCCAACGUGGACCUGGUGCUGGCGACGCCGCCGCGGGGCCGCAUCGCGGCGCUGUGCGCGGGGCUGGCGCGGGACCUGUGCCGGCCGGAGCGGCCGGUGGUGCGCGAGUUCGCGGUGAACCUGCUGCACUACCUGGCGGGGGCGGGCGGGCCGGCGGCGCGGGAGGUGGCGCUGCAGGCGCCGGCGGUGGCGCAGCUGGUGGCGUUCAUCGAGCGCGCGGAGCAGACGGCGCUGGGCGUGGCCAACCAGCACGGCGUGGCGGCGCUGCGCGACAACCCGGACGCGAUGGGCACGUCGCUGGACAUGCUGCGGCGCGCGGCCGCCACGCUGCUGCGGCUGGCGGAGCACGCGGAGAACCGCCCGCUGAUCCGGCGGCACGAGCGGCGGCUGUUGUCGCUGGUCAUGUCGCAGAUCCUGGACCAGAAGGUGGCGCACGAGCUGGCGGACGUGCUGUACCACUGCAGCCAGCCGCGGCCCGAGGACGCCCCCGACCACCACGAACAAUAGACGCUCUAGUGCGGUGUGUGGUGUGACUGUGACAUGAGACUGAGUUAUACCUGUCGGUACGUGUACAUAUAGUGAUACGGCGCAGGCCGACAAGAGGCCGUAGCGGUGUCUGACGUGUUAGGCUGUACAAUCCGAUUUUGUUAUUUAUGUCCACGAUGAUUUAUUUACAAGAAUGUCAAUGUGCUAUAAUCGAUUUCUAUUGUUCGAUUGAGAAAAGAUGUAUUAUAACUCGUAAUUUUGAUUUUUAUAAUAAAAUGGGACUUGAAUCUG